CUUUCUAUCCUAUUUUAAUAAUGCAUUACAAACUUUUGUUGGCGAUUUUCCCCCGAGACGAAUAUAUUUUUCUUUUUAACGAUAAAGGGUCGGUAAUUGCCGAAAAAUUUGUUUCAAAACAAAAUGUGUUUAAGGGCUUUUUUAAGCUGGUCAUCAGGGACUACUUUCCUAAGAAAGUGUUUGCCAAGCGGCUAUUUAAACUGCCAACGAUGAGCAUCGAUCGCCAGUCGAGCAAAGUUCUUAGUGCCAAGUGUUGUAGUGCUCAGCAUGAAGCUUCCUUCGGAGAUUUUCUGUACAAUUCUGCUUUUAAUUUUUGCGGACAAUUCAAAGGCAGAUAUUCCCGGCUGCAACUACUUCGACACGGUCGAUAUCUCAAACAUUGAAAGACAAAACGAUUCGUAUUUAUAUGAUGAUAUCCUAAUUCCUGCCAGCUUAACUGGAUACUACGAAUUCAGGGACUUUGGGGACGGAUCGAUUAGGCCGAUUAAAAGGCAUUUAAGGGCCUGUGUUUGCAGCGUGCGGCCCUGUAUACGAAUCUGCUGCCCAGCCAAGAAUUUUUUGCCCAACGGAAAAUGCGAGGAUGGUCUCAAAGAGGAGCUCGCCCGGUUCGAACCCUAUAUAUACCUCACAUCCAUGGACGGACAGAAACGAGUACCACUCACCGAUAUGGCUAUUAUCAGAGAUGAGUUCUGGGAUUGUGAUGAAAUGAUUUUCAUCAGCGACUUCAACUAUUUCUUAGAACAGGAUGGAACAUUUUGGGUUACCGUUGACCGUUUCAUGGAAAAACAGGACUACUGUUUGUACCGGCACAACUUUGAUUCGGAUUUUCCAAAGUCCAUGUGGAUAAUACGACACCGCUGCACAACCUACGUAUCACCAGGAUCCUUGGAGAUUCUAAUUGUUACAUUAAUAUGCUUUGUUCUAACAAUCGCCGUAUAUCUGUACACUAAGAAGCUGCGAAAUGUGACUGGCAAGUGCAUUAUAUGCUGUAUAUUUUCGAGGUUUAUCCAGUGCUUGAUCAUGGUACUAGAUCAUUUUAAACUAUUGAAUGCCAUCUGCUCUCCAGCUGGUUACAGCUCGUACUUUUUCCGGAUGGCUGCCAAUCUCUGGCUCUCUGUCAUCAGCUACCAUAUGUGGAAAGUCUUGACGUCACUCAAUAGAGCUGAAAAUUCCUAUCGGUUCCUGCGGUACAACGCCUUCGUCUGGAGCACAGCCGCUAUCAUGACGGGAAGUAUUUAUCUGGUUAAUCAUAUUUGGGAAAACGAUCCCAGUCAAUGGAACUGGUUGCCUCUGGUCGGUUUUAUUCGAUGCUCGGUCAAAGAUUGGCACCCAUCCAUCUGGAUCUAUAUAAGUGGACCGUCGCUGGUCCUGAGUACUUUCAAUGUCACCAUGUUCACCCUGACAACCAUUUACAUUUGGAAAGUGAAGGGGGAAGUAAAGAAGUUCACAAAUGAGGAGGAGGGAAGGAUUGGUUGCAUCAACUUCGACAGCCAGACUUACCUACAGUUCCUGCGCCUCUCCAUCGUGAUGGGCCUUACUUGGAUAUUUAAUGUCAUUCCGGCUUCUGCACGACUCCACAUCUUCUGGGAAUGGGUCGGGAUAAUAUCCGAGUAUUUUCACAGCGCGUUUGGAAUUGUCAUUUUCGUUCUGCUCGUCCUGAAGCGCAGCACAUGGACUCUACUGAUGGAUUCUUAGGCUUGUUUCUACUGGACCGUGUUUUAUAUAAUUCGAAUAAUUGACUUGCAUUUUUUCCUAGGGAGAAGAAUAAAUUAGUGCUUGUAAAUAGGAUAGAACUUCUUACAGAACAAGUAAAAGUUGUUCAAAUAAAAUGGAAUGCUUCUCAUUAACAGAAUAGAUACA
Drosophila simulans is the source of this 1860-nucleotide messenger RNA. Its product is annotated as probable G-protein coupled receptor Mth-like 7. NCBI's taxonomy places the organism in Eukaryota, Metazoa, Arthropoda, Insecta, Diptera, Drosophilidae. The transcript has 6 exons. Gene Ontology annotation, biological process: cell surface receptor signaling pathway. The record is from RefSeq and is a predicted model, not a curated record. The coding region runs from base 268 to 1695 and encodes 475 amino acids. Gene Ontology annotation, cellular component: membrane. Gene Ontology annotation, molecular function: G protein-coupled receptor activity.